UCUGAUUAAUCUAAAUCUAAUCAAAGACGCGGCAGGCGAACUUGUAAAAUUAAUCCCGAAAGUAAUAAAAAACGAAAAUCUUUGCCAGGAACAAAAUACUAUUCAAUUAUUUUGGAUUAAAAAUAAAAUACAAUCUGCAAGUAUGGGUAAACAUUUUGGAGAACUUUACAAAAUCCGAGGAUUGGUUUCAUACACGCUAUCCCCAUUUGAACAAAAGGCAUUUGCAGGACUAAUUUCCAAAGGCUUACCAAAUACCUUGAGGCGAAUUCGCGAAAGCGCCUUCAUAAUCUUACCCCCAACUAUAAUAGCAUAUUUGGUUUAUGAUACUGUUGAAAAGAAGUAUGCUCAAUUGCAGAGGAAAAAUCCAGCUGAUUAUGAAAAUGAUGUUUAAAUUUGAUAAUAUGUUAUUGUAGAUUAUAUUGAAUAAAUUAUUUGUG
Molecule: messenger RNA, 437 nt
Organism: Ctenocephalides felis (cat flea)
Lineage: Eukaryota; Metazoa; Arthropoda; Insecta; Siphonaptera; Pulicidae
Product: cytochrome b-c1 complex subunit 8-like
Exons: 3
Coding region: 143-391 (82 amino acids)
Biological process (GO): mitochondrial electron transport, ubiquinol to cytochrome c
Source: RefSeq, a predicted model, not a curated record